Symbiodinium sp. CCMP2456 is the source of this 2091-nucleotide messenger RNA. Lineage: Eukaryota; Dinophyceae; Suessiales; Symbiodiniaceae. The record is from the annotation of a GenBank genome assembly.
AUGCAGCCACCAGCCACCCCAAGGGUGCUGAAGGCCGUCAUCCAUCCAGUGCAGGAGUGCUUCUUGCGGGCUAAGAGCGAAGGCACCAAGCGCGCAAGGGGUGCGUGUGCUGUGGGCAGGUGGUGCGCAGCCGGCAAACGGCACGUGCCGUUCGUCAUGGCGGCAGCACAAGCACAAAGGGCCCCGGACAUCCGCUACUCUGAUGUGGCCAGAUAUGUGGGCCUGUCGUUGAUGAAGGAUCCACCACGGCCGAAGUCGCAGGUCCGGCUGGACCCACUGAAGGAGGUGGCAGCCCCACGCAUAUUGGCAUUGCCUCCGAGCGGAGCCAAGGACGAACAGGUGGAUCGCAUGAAAACGCAACUGGCGUGGCUCAAAGCCCAGCAGAAGGCGGAGAAGGAAGAGCUCCACAGGCUCGAGACUUGCCUCUCUGACUCCAUGCUGCUGGAGAGGAAGGUGCACAAGAAAACGGUCAAGGACCGGGAGAAGUUCGAGUUCCACCAGAAACAUGCAGCUCAAGUCACCGAGCAGAUUCAAGCUCUUCAGGCUGCGUUGCAGGAAGCCUCCAGAAAGCCUGAGGUCAAUGUGCAGGUCACCAGCCCUGCAAGACCGCCAGGGUCGGAGGCUGGCAGGAGCAAUGAAUUGCAGCCUGCAGAUGAGAAGCCUGCAAGUGAGCUGCGAUCGCAGACUGCGCCAGAGCUAGACCGCAAACGGGUCGACGUGGUAGAGGAAGAGCCAGAGGUUCAUGUCGAGGACUCGCACAUUACCCUCAAGGAAUAUUUCGAUGCUGCUGAUCAGCGACAGAAGGAGAAGGAGGCAAAGCUAACGCAGGCGCAACUGAUGAGCGCAUCUGCGAGAUCACAGAACUCUUCGGCGAUGCGGAGCACCUUCCACAGCACGAAUCAGAGUGGCUUCUUCCGGCGGCCGCAGCUGAGCCCGGAGGAGCUCGCGCUGCGGCGGGAGGAGCAUCGUCAGGCGAUCCGACGUGAGCUUAUAGAAAGAUGCGGGGGCGCCCCACGUGCAGCCUUCAAGAAGCUGGACUUGAAUGGCAGCGGCAAUAUCAGCUCGCAAGAGUUCGCGGAUGGAGUUGGAAGGAUCGGUGUGAACUGGCAAGCCAUCACUGGUAUGCAGCGAUCCAGAGAUCUCUUCCAGCUGUUCGACGUGGACAAGGAUGGAGUCAUCAUCUUCAAGGAGUUGUUUCCGAACCUUGAUGACAAGGAGCCUGAGCGAGUGAAUACGCCAGAUUUCUGGAAGAAAUGGACGCUCCAGAAGUGUGAUGUUGAGAAUGCGAGAGACCCAAAGUGGCAGCCGCAGACCCCAGAGGCAGAAUUGGAGCAGCUCUUCAACACCUCGGAAAGCCACGAAAAUGCAGCGCAGCUUCGAAAGUGGAUGGGCGCCACGAUCCGGCGCCUGAAGAACAGAGGUAAAAGCGAUGCGCGCUGCCGAGAGAUCGUGGCCGCCCACUUGCCUCGUGGUACUGGGCCAAAGGACCGCGAGGAUGUGCAGACCUUCAGCUCUGCUGAAGUCAAGCUUUGCAAGAAGACAUACAACGACGAGGUGAACGAUCCUGUGCGGAACAUACAGAAGGUGUUCUAUGACAUGCGAGAGCAGCGGCGCGUCCUGCACGACUCGCGGCAGAAGCUUUGGAUGGUGACCAUGGCACCCCUGGAGCGUGCGAAGUUGGAGGAGGACAGGAAGUCUGCAGCUGCAGCGGUGGGCCUCUCGCUGGGCGGCCUCGGGGGCGGUGGCCCCAGCAGCGGCAGCACCAAGGAGCCAGCUGAAGCCCCUGCACAGGCAAAGAAGUCUCUGAAGGUCAUCGCUCAGCAGAGCAAAAUGGACGAAGAUGCCAUCGAGUUCCUACACAAGGAGUUCGCGGCUCAAGCUGACAAAAGCGACCUGAUCCUGAAGAAGGGCUUUGCGCGGCUGCUCAAAGGUCUUUGCCUCGGCCGCACCAUCUCGGAGAGCGAUAGCAACUACUGGUGGGAGCAGGCGCUGCGUACCAUGCCGCCUCCCGAGGAUGGCCGCAAGGCGCAGGUCUUGGACUUUGAGCGCUUCGCCAUGUGGUAUUCGACAUCGGAGGCACGUACUGUUUGA